Arachis ipaensis is the source of this 873-nucleotide messenger RNA. RefSeq lists its product as uncharacterized. The record is from RefSeq and is a predicted model, not a curated record. NCBI's taxonomy places the organism in Eukaryota, Viridiplantae, Streptophyta, Magnoliopsida, Fabales, Fabaceae.
AUGCAAGACAAUGUUGAUUUUAACCAACCAUGUGAAGACAUGGAGGUCUCUGCUUCGUGUAAGGAAGUUGUCCCCAAAGCGGCCAAGACUUCGUAUAAAGAUACGCUCCUCACAAUGGCGGGUUCCUCCAGAGGUGAAGACCUUAUUGAUAUGGAAGAGAUUAGUGAAGACAUCCCUAAUCCAAAAGACAGAUGGUACCAGGAUUCCGAGAGGGAGAAUCAGGAAGAAAGGCCAUUCGACCCUUGCCCUGCCAUUCCGAUUUCUAAGGAAGAUUUUGAUGAGUGGUGCAAGCCAUGGCGCUCCGCCCUGUUUGUGAAACUCUUGGGGAAAAGAGUGGGGUUCAGUUUCAUGGAACAGCGUCUCCGACGUGAUUGGGGUAAGAAAGGUUCCAUUAAUGUUAUUGAUAUGGAUCGUGAUUAUUUCUUGGUUCAUUUUACAGAUGAGGACGACUACUCUUACGCUCUAACGGAAGGACCAUGGAUGAUAGUUGGACAUUAUCUCAUUGUACAAAGAUGGCGACCGUUUUUCCUAGAAUCUGAAAAAGCAGUGAGGAAAAUUGCGACUUGGAUACGGAUUCCAAACCUCCUGAUUGAACUAUAUAAUCACAAAUUUCUAUGGAGGGUCGGCUCGACGAUCAGACAUAUGCUAAAGAUUGAUAGGACCACCUCUAUUCAUUCUAGAGUCCAAUUUGCACAAAUCUGCAUGGAGAUCGAUCUUGCACGAAAACUUGUUCCCAAAAUCUCUAUUUUUGGCUCAGAGUUGAAUAUUGAAUAUGAGGGCCUAUAUCAGAUAUGCUUUACUUACGGUAAAUAUGGACAUCGUUCUGAUAUAUGUCAAGAAGCUCUGGUAAAGAAACCAGCAAACAAUGAAUAG